Molecule: messenger RNA, 1931 nt
Organism: Anolis carolinensis (green anole)
Lineage: Eukaryota; Metazoa; Chordata; Lepidosauria; Squamata; Anolidae
Gene: rax
Product: retina and anterior neural fold homeobox
Exons: 3
Coding region: 16-1437 (473 amino acids)
Biological process (GO): positive regulation of transcription by RNA polymerase II
Molecular function (GO): RNA polymerase II cis-regulatory region sequence-specific DNA binding; DNA-binding transcription factor activity, RNA polymerase II-specific
Source: RefSeq, a predicted model, not a curated record
GGGCUUUUUUGAUAGAUGGGGAGGAAAGAAAGGGGAAAAAGGAGGGGCUUAAAGGGGGGAAAGGGGGCGGGGGCUCAGCUCAGCCCGAUCCCUAAACCGCGGCAAAAAGGAGAGAACAGAAGGAAAAGGUGUCCAAAGAGGAAAGGCGUUUGGUGCGCAACCUUAAGGCGACGUGAAGGAUUGUCUCUCUCUCUGUGUGUGUCUCUUGCUCCAUCCCAAGCGGGCCCUUCGAGGACAGAGGAGGAGGAGGAAGCGGAGCUGAAGCGGAUUAAAGUGAAGCCUCCUCCUCCUCUUCUUCUUGCCCUCGCUGACACCGAAGGAGCGCAAAACGGUGAGGAUAUCGAGAGGGUCCAGAGGCGCAACUUAAAGGCUCCUGAAGGCGAGACGCUCUCCAAGCCCAUGCAUCUGCAGCAAGGCGCCCUGGUGAGCAUGACCACCGACGGCGGAGGAGGCAACGGAGGUGGAGGCUUCUCCUUGUCGGGCCAUUUGGUCAGGAGCCCCGGAGGAGGCGGAGGAGGAGGAGGGAACCCCUCAAGGCUUCACAGCAUCGAGGCCAUCCUGGGGUUCCCCAAAGAAGACCCUCUCCUGGGCAGCUUCCAAGGCGGAGAGGCGGCUGGAGGGGGCGGCCGGGCAGGGCAAGAGGCGCCGGGCAAGAUCAGCCCCCGGGAUUGCUUCCCCAAAAUGCCCGCAGAGCAGAUGCCGGGGCAAGAAGCCGAGGGCGGGCCUGAAGAGCACUACGAAGAUCCUUUCUGUCCCAAACGUUCAGAGGACUGCCUGAGUCCAGAGCUGCCCGCUUGCAACAACAGCGAUGGCAAACUUUCUGAUGAAGACCAGCCCAAAAAGAAGCACCGGAGGAAUCGGACCACGUUCACCACCUACCAGUUGCAUGAACUGGAGCGAGCCUUUGAGAAAUCCCAUUACCCUGAUGUCUACAGCCGAGAGGAGCUGGCCAUGAAAGUCAAUCUUCCAGAAGUGAGAGUUCAGGUUUGGUUCCAGAAUCGGAGAGCCAAGUGGAGGAGGCAGGAGAAGCUGGAGGUGACUUCCAUGAAGUUGCAGGAUUCCCCCAUUCUCUCCUUCAACCGCUCCCCACAGCCCUCCACCAUCGGGACCAUUGGCAGCAACUUGCCCCUGGAGUCAUGGCUGAACCCACCCAUGUCCAACAGCAGCCCCCUCCAGACGUUGCCGGGCUUCGUGGCGUCUCCCCAAAGCCUCCCCAGCAGCUACACCCCUCCUCCCUUCCUAAACUCUCCCCCCAUGGGACACACCUUGCAACCCCUGGGAGCCAUGGGGCCGCCACCACCGUAUCAAUGCGGGACCAACUUUGUGGACAAAUUCCCCUUGGAAGAAGUCGACCCUCGGAACACCAGCAUAGCAGCAUUGAGGAUGAAAGCCAAGGAGCACAUCCAGUCCAUUGGGAAACCAUGGCAGACAAUAUGAGAAGGAAACACUUCUGUGUGCGCUAUGGAGGACUUGUCUACACCAUCCUUGCAAAGUGAACUCAUUCCUCAAACAGAUAGGUCAGGACUGUUACUGUCAAGAGCCAUCUACUGCAUAGAAGUGACCUGAAGACUAAAGAAGAGAGCUAGAGCAAGUUAUUUUGGGACUACAAAUCCCAGACUCCUCCAGCAAUGGGCCUAGUUGGUUCAGGAUUCCUGGAGUUGUAGUACAAACGAAAUACCGUCUCUGAGCUCUUCUACAGAGAAGCCAUGCUAUCCCUCAAUUCUCCACAAUUUUGUGUUCUUUCUUUUCCCCAUCCUCGGCCAAGAUUUAGGGCUUGAUUCUAGUUUUGUUUAUUUGUUGUAUUUCCUAAACGAUCUAACCAUUUGAUAUCCCUGACUUUAUUGGCUGGAUUACAGUAGAGGCAAAGAACAUUGUUGUACUCUUUCUAGGGGUAUUUGUAACAUUAAAGCACAAAUAUUUUCAGAGUGUAA